Ipomoea nil (Japanese morning glory) is the source of this 1347-nucleotide messenger RNA. Its product is annotated as WD repeat-containing protein 82-B. The transcript has 10 exons. Gene Ontology annotation, molecular function: chromatin binding; protein binding. Bases 159 to 1178 code for a protein of 339 amino acids. Lineage: Eukaryota; Viridiplantae; Streptophyta; Magnoliopsida; Solanales; Convolvulaceae. The record is from RefSeq and is a predicted model, not a curated record. Gene Ontology annotation, cellular component: Set1C/COMPASS complex.
GGUAUAAUUUGCCGGCGUUUCGAGUAAUCGCUAUUCGGGAACGGGAGCUAAUCAGAAAUAGUGAAGCGGCCACCGGUAAACGCUUUCUUUGUCGGCCUAAAACCCUAGACGCUAAACAGAGAACAAGGCUCCAACAAGCGCUGUGAUUCUUCGACAGGAUGAAGGCACUCUCCGAGCUUAACGACGACAUUGUUCGUAGCAUGACAGUAGGAGCCGUCUUCUCUGAUUUUGGUGGAAAGAUAAGUUCACUUGAUUUUCAUCGGACUGCUGAUCUAUUGAUAACUGCAAGCGAGGAUGAUUCUGUUAGACUUAUUGACAUUGCAAAUGCCAAACUGUUGAAGACCACAUAUCAUAAGCAGCAUGGAGCUGAUCAAGUAUGCUUUACCCAUCAUCCUAGUUCUGUUAUAUGCUCUUCAAGACACAAUAUUGCCACCCAUGAAGAAUCAUUGCGAUACCUAUCCAUGUAUGAUAAUCGGUGCCUCCGUUACUUUAAGGGACAUAAAGAGAGGGUUGUGUCACUGUGCAUGUCUCCCGUUAAUGAUAGCUUUAUGUCUGGUUCUCUUGACCACUCUGUCAGAAUAUGGGAUCUCCGUGUAAAUGCUUGCCAGGGGAUUAUGCAUCUUCGAGGCAGGCCGACAGUUGCUUAUGACCAGCAAGGUCUUGUAUUUGCAGUAGCAAUGGAAGGUGGCGCCAUCAAAUUGUUUGAUUCUAGAUCAUAUGAUAAGGGACCCUUCGAUACAUUCCUUGUUGGCGGGGAUACUGCAGAGGUUUGUGAUAUAAAAUUCAGCAAUGAUGGCAAAUCAAUGCUUUUGACGACUACAAGCAAUAACAUUUAUAUCCUUGAUGCUUAUUGUGGAGAGAAGCGAGGUGGAUUUAGUGUAGAUCCAUCUCCAAACACAACAAUAGAGGCAACCUUUACUCCAGAUGGACAAUACGUUUUGUCAGGCUCUGGGGAUGGCAACUUGCAUGCUUGGAACAUCAAAAACCCAAAUAAGGUGGCUUCCUGGGAUAGCUAUGUAGGCGUUGCAUCUUGUAUGAAAUGGGCUCCAAGGAGGGUAAUGUUUGCAGCUGCAUCUUCCAUUCUUACCCUUUGGAUACCUGAUCACUCAAAGCGACCGACUGAUUCUGGCACAACUCAUCCUGAAACCGCAGCACAUCCUGAAGAAAUCAUUCAAUGAAGUGCUGACCAUUCAUUUUUCCUUCCCAGUAAAGUUUUAUGCUUUUCCCAUCUUAUGGGCACACAUUUGAACAGAUACUACAAUGUAAUAGAGUUAGUAGCAUUAAAAAAAAAAAAAAAAAUCUUAAGGGCACACAAAUUUAAGAUGUAGGCAAUGUAUUUUCUCCCAA